This is a messenger RNA of Condylostylus longicornis, 1336 nucleotides long. Its product is annotated as serine protease SP24D-like. Gene Ontology annotation, molecular function: serine-type endopeptidase activity. Bases 632 to 1336 code for a protein of 234 amino acids. Lineage: Eukaryota; Metazoa; Arthropoda; Insecta; Diptera; Dolichopodidae. Gene Ontology annotation, biological process: proteolysis. The record is from RefSeq and is a predicted model, not a curated record. The transcript has 3 exons.
GUAGACCUUGUAGUUCUUCAGCAUUUUAUGUCGGCCCUCAAAUGGAGAAAUUAUAUGUGAAGUCCUGUGAAUCACUCAUAUAAUAUAUUAAAUCCAUUAUUAUUCUUUGAUUAUUAGUAUAUCAUUUCGGUUCAGUAAAAAUAUUCUUCAUAAGCGUCCGUCCUGUGAGCAUGGCUUAAGUGAUAAGAUCCAGGGAAAAAUCGCACUCACAUAAAUUAAUUUAGCAUGACUGACUGUAUUCAAUUCUAUUUUUUUACUGAUUUCACAUAUUCGCAUAAUUUCCAAUGUUAACGUAAAUAUUUUGUUCAUUUCUUCUUACAACGUGCCAAAUAUCGAUUUUUUCGUUUUGAUAUAAUUUAGAAAUCGAAUAAAUCAAAUUGCAAAUUAAGCAAUAAAUUUACUGCAAUUUCUCAUCCAAAUUGCUGCUAUCUGUGAAAAAAGUAAAAUUAUUAGUAAUAAAUUAAUGUUUGUUAUUCAAAAUUUGAUAACACAUUAAAACUUUUGCACUGAAAUUUCUUAUUUAUUUGCGAUAAAAUUAAAAAAUAGUUGAUUUCUGGCUUCGUGCUUCUAUGACCGCUGAGUCGAAACGCGUAAACUUUCAUUUGUAUACUUUCACAACUUCCGCAGAACAAUGUUUUAUUCAACAAUUUUGAUACUAGUUUUCUUAAUUUGUAAUUCUUUAACAAUUCCAAUUAUUAAUUUAACUUAUGGUGGAAAAAAUGCUAAAGAAGGACAAUUUCCACAUCAUGUAUCAAUUUUAUAUGAGGAUGAGCAUAUUUGUGGUGGAUCAAUAAUUCAUAAAUAUUGGGUAUUAACUGCAGCUCAUUGUUUUGACGGAGAUUCAAAUUUGAAAAAUUAUAAAAUUUCCGCUGGUAGUGUAAUGUAUAAAAAUGGUAUAAAAUAUAAAAUUUUAAAAUACAUACCACAUGAAAAUUAUACCUUCGAUAAGAAUGAUAUUGCUCUAAUAAAAAUUUCGGGUGCCGGUUUCAGUUUUAAGAAUCCACAAAAAAUUAAUAAAAUUAAAUUAAUGUUAAAUGAAAUACCAAUUGGUGCAAAAAUUAUAAUAUCAGGUUGGGGUUAUAAUAAUAAAAGUGAGGAACCACCGGAUCAUUUACAAUUUUCCGAUAAAUUAGUAAAUGAUAAAGCAGAUAAUUGUGAUGAAAUUUAUGAAAAUCUUAAUAAAAGGAAUAUUUUAUGUUUGAAGCAUGAUAUGGGAAUUGGUGCUUGUUAUGGUGAUAGCGGUGGUCCAGCACACUAUAAAGGUAAAUUGGCUGGUGUUGCUAAUGCUGUUUAUGCAACUGGAUGUGCAACUGAAAAUCCAGAUAUUUAUAAUUAG